Aspergillus chevalieri is the source of this 885-nucleotide messenger RNA. Its product is annotated as Tm-1-like ATP-binding domain-containing protein. The transcript has a single exon. The record is from RefSeq and is a predicted model, not a curated record. Bases 1 to 885 code for a protein of 294 amino acids. Lineage: Eukaryota; Fungi; Ascomycota; Eurotiomycetes; Eurotiales; Aspergillaceae.
AUGAUUUCGACGAUGGCAUCUGGUGAUGUGAAGUCGUAUGUUGAGGAGACUGAUAUCACGAUGAUGUAUAGUGUUGUUGAUAUUGCGGGGAGGAAUUGGGUUCUCGAGAGAAUUUUGGGGAAUGCGGCGAGUGCUAUUUCUGGUAUGGCUGGGUAUUAUCUCCAGAAUGCUACGGGAAAUAAGGAUGGUGGUGGAGGGAAGAAAAGGAUUGGUAUAACUAUGUUCGGAGUGACGACGCCCUGCGUUGAUCGGGUUCGUGAAUACUUCGAUGAACAGCACCCAGGAAAAUACGAAAUCUACGUCUUCCAUGCCACCGGUGCUGGCGGAAAGGCUAUGGAGCGUCUCAUCUCUGAGUCCCAGCUCGACGCUAUCAUCGACCUAACGACCACUGAGGUCGCAGAUGAGUUGGUUGGCGGUAUUUUAUCAGCUGGCCCGGGACGAUUGUCCGCUGCUGCUGCGAAGGGGAUCCCGCAGGUUAUCAGUGUAGGAGCAUGUGACAUGGUGAAUUUUGGUACGAAAGAGAGUGUUCCGACGCAAUUCGGGGAUGGUGGGAGGAAGUUGUAUAAGCAUAAUCCCAGCAUUACGCUGAUGAGGACGACAGAGGAAGAAUGCCGUGGGAUUGCAAGGUUUAUUGGAGAGAAGUUGCGUGGUGCAAAGAACUCGAAGAAGGUCCGGUUUGUUUUGCCCACUGGGGGUGUUAGUAUGUUGGAUGUGCCUGGGCAGGCGUUCCAUGAUCCUGAAGCCGAUAAGGUGUUGUUUGAUACGCUUGAGCAAGAGCUUGCUGAGACUCCGAUUGAGAUUCGACGGGAUACCCGCGCCAUUAACGAUCCAGGGUUCGCUGUAGCAGUAGCUGAAUCGCUGCUCGAGUUGAUGCAGCUGCCUUAG